Messenger RNA from Pangasianodon hypophthalmus (striped catfish), 5982 nucleotides. RefSeq names its product RAR-related orphan receptor B (gene rorb). Gene Ontology annotation, molecular function: RNA polymerase II cis-regulatory region sequence-specific DNA binding; nuclear receptor activity; zinc ion binding. Gene Ontology annotation, cellular component: nucleus. Gene Ontology annotation, biological process: regulation of transcription by RNA polymerase II. Bases 246 to 1616 code for a protein of 456 amino acids. NCBI's taxonomy places the organism in Eukaryota, Metazoa, Chordata, Actinopteri, Siluriformes, Pangasiidae. The record is from RefSeq and is a predicted model, not a curated record. The transcript is spliced from 10 exons.
UCAUGUGAAACGCCGCAUGCUCGCUGUGACUGGAGCAGUGUUUGGGAAAUGUUUCUAUUCUCGCAUCUCUCUGCCGGCCAGUGACACCAGGCGAAAACUUUAUAUCCGAGGAUCUUGGUUGUGUCUUUCUUUCUGUUCUUACUUGUUUCUUUACCCUCGUGUAAGUGUGUGUGUGUGUGUGUGUGAGUGUAAGAGUGUGUGUGUUUCUUCAUGCCUGCCGCGUCCGGGAGCGAGUCGCCACCACUAUGCGAGCCCAAAUUGAAGUUAUACCAUGCAAAAUCUGUGGAGACAAGUCCUCAGGGAUCCAUUAUGGGGUCAUCACAUGUGAAGGGUGUAAGGGUUUUUUCAGGAGAAGUCAACAGAACAACGCCUCAUACUCGUGCCCUCGGCAGCGCAACUGCCUGAUCGACAGAACCAACCGUAACCGCUGCCAGCACUGCCGUCUACAAAAGUGUCUUGCUCUGGGCAUGUCACGUGAUGCGGUUAAGUUUGGCCGCAUGUCGAAGAAGCAGCGCGACUCGCUGUAUGCAGAGGUACAGAAGCACCAGCAGCGGCUGCAGGAACAGCGGCAGCAGCAGACGGGCGACGUUUACUCGUCCAAUCUGAGCACUCUCGGGCACGACCUGGGUGGUGCCUACACCAACGGACACGUCAUUGACAUGGCCAAGACGCAUGCCAACGGCGCACCCGCUGCCUACUACAGCAUGGACUCGACCCAGCCGAGCCCAGACCAGUCCGGACUGGACAUGGCAGGCAUGAAGCCCAUCAAACAGGAGCCUGUCUACGACCUGACACCUGUGCCCGACCUCUUCCCCUACAACUCGUACCAGGACAGCCAGCUAGCACCCGGAGUGUCCAUGGGGGAGCUCGACCGAAUUGCACAGAACAUAAUAAAGUCUCAUCUGGAGACGUGCCAGUACACGGGUGAGGAGCUACAGCAGCUCUCCUGGCAGACACACUCGUAUGAGGAGGUCAAGAUGUACCAAAGCAAGACGCAGGAGGCGCUGUGGCAACAGUGUGCAAUUCAGAUCACUCACGCCAUUCAGUACGUGGUGGAGUUCGCCAAGCGCAUCACCGGCUUCAUGGAACUGUGUCAGAACGACCAGAUACUGCUGCUCAAAUCAGGUUGUCUUGAGGUGGUGUUGGUAAGAAUGUGCAGAGCGUUUAACCCUCUCAACAACACGGUUCUGUUCGAGGGCAAAUACGGCGGCAUUCAGAUAUUCAAAGCACUCGGCUGUGACGAUCUCGUCAGCGCCAUGUUUGACUUUGCCAAGAGUCUAUGCUCUCUGCAGCUGACGGAAGAGGAGAUCGCACUGUUCUCGGCAGCUGUUCUCAUCUCUACAGAUCGGCCCUGGCUAAUGGAACCAAGAAAAGUCCAGAAGCUUCAGGAGAAAAUCUACUUGGCCCUCCAGCACAUUAUGCAGAAGAACCACAUGGACGAGGACGCAUUGACUAAGCUGAUUGGUCGAAUCCCCACACUAGCAGCACUGUGCACCCUACACACGGAGGAGCUUCAGGCCUUCCAGCAAUUACAUCCUGAAACAGUCAACAUGCUCUUCCCUCCACUUUACAAGGAGCUUUUCAAUCCUGAUGUGGCCAGCGUCAUGUCCAAGUGACAAACACUUUUUUUUUUUUUUAAAUGAAGUGACAGGAGCAUGAUGGCAGAACUUCCAGAGGGCUGAGCCACUGAGGCAGAAGAGGCGGAGCUAAAUAGGUCACCUCGACAACAUGGCAAUGUUGGCGUACAGCAACCUGAGGCAACAAUAUAAUGACAAAACUUCAGGAAUGUCCAGCACUUCAAACAUUCGACUUCAGUUUCACCGAUUCAGUCAAAAGAAUGUAUAUACGCGCCUGUUAGUGAGGAUCUGACCAGAAAUGUACAGACUUUUAGAGCAAUCAUUUAAUAAGCUGUCAUUUAUUUGGGUAAGUUUAUUUGACCUUUUUUUUUUUUUUUUUUUUACGGAAUUGUGAUAUGAAAAAGGGGGACAACGGUUAGACAAAGAGGAUCACAUAGUAAUUCACUAGUUCUGAUAUGUUUCCAGUAUUAAACCACGUUCUGUUUAUAUUCUAGUCAUAAUUUAUAAGCGGGAACCUGAGAGGCCGGUACUUUGUGUAAAUCUUUUACUUUUGUUUUGUAGUUUUAUGUGUACAUAAUUUGAGAAAAAUUGUAAAACUAUACUAGAGACAAUUUCAUUUUGGGUACGUUUAAAAAGCCUUGUCUGGGCCAUGUAGAUAUGUAUAGAUGCUACAACAAUGUUUAGAAACUAUGGAUGUGUAAAUGAUUUUCUAGGAGAAGAACAAUGAUUGAUUAUUGAUCUUUUUUCCAUAAGAAGAUAUAGAGAGAUAUAUAUUUUGCAAAUUCUUACGGUUGAUCAUCAUGUCAUCAGUCAACACUGCAAUAAUGUCAAUAAGCACUAGUCAAUCAGUCAAGAUCAGUUUAGGAAAGGUCCUUGGAAAUAUCCAGAAAAAAAAAGAAAAAGUAGAUCUUCAUCUGCAGUUUAAAUAAUUUUUACUUCUGCUGAGCUGCAAGCAGAAAAAAAGAUAAGCAAAUCGCACUAGCUCAUAUGAAGACAAUUCUGAUCAUCAUCGUCUCACGUAACGCCGCUUUAAGCUUUAUAAACUGUCCCUUUAAAUACGCACUGCAGUGUUUGCUCAGCAAGGAUGUCCAAACUGCAACAUGUGAGCUAUUUUUAAAAAAAAAAUAGAAUAACAGUUGUCCCGCUACUUUAAGUUAAAACGUUCUUAAAUUGAACACUGUGUCACUGUCAUGGAAAACCUGAUCUCAUUCUAGUCUUCAUCAUUAAUGUCAUUUUGCAUGCAACACUUCUGUUGCUAGAGGAAACGCCUCUAUAUAGCUAUAACUAGUAGAAGCCAUUUAUCCGACAAUGGAAACAACUAAUAUGACCAAAAGGUCGCUAUUAACUGUUUCAAACAAAACUCAUUUUGUCUUGGUUGCAAACACAAUGUGUUGCAUAAACUUUAUCAGGAGAUGAUAAGGAUUUCUUUUCCCAUAGUCUGUAUUAACACAUUUAACUAGCUAACUAGCUGUCCAUAUGCUAUUACAUUAUUUUAACUACCACUAGUUAACUAGGUUUCCAGGAAACCAAAUCAUGGGACUGGGCAGCACAUGGGAGCUUUUACUUACCCAGUGCGCUAGCUAAUGACUUUAGCAUUUGUCCACCAAUUUUUCAUUUGUCCUGCAGUUUGAUUGCAACAUUCAAGAUUCUGAAGCUUUUGACAGCUAAGUGUACAAAAUGUAUCAGACUCUCUAUGGACAUUUGAGUGUUACCAAGUCUGGUGGACACAAUGGCACUGAUUGAAUGGGGAAAAAAAUGGCGAAUGCAGGAAAAUUCAAACACAAAAUAAAUAUCACCAUGUUCAAGGGAAAAUUGGCUAAUCAGUUGGUGUAAUGAAGGAAGAAUAGUAUCUGUAAAAUCGUUAUACAGGUUUAUUCAUACAGCCUAAGGUGCUUAACACUGAUUGAUUUAAACUAUGAAUUUAAAUUAAAAGGCAAGAUAAAAUUAGCAGUGACACAGACCAAUUCAUUAUUUAUUUAUUUGUAUUAUUGUAUUAUAAUUUUACAGAGUAAAAUUUGUCCAUGUCACACAUGCAAUCUAUUGAGAAAAUACAGCAGUGAGGACGAGCUCAUUACUUUUUUUAGGCUAUUAUAAUUAUAAUUAAUUAUAAUUAUAAUUAAGGCUAAUAGUCUGUUAAGUUAAAUGGAAAUAAUGGAUGCCUUUUAAAAGCUCCACAUAUAGUCACUUAACUAGCUUGCUACAGAUAUAGUAGCUGUCUGUAAAUAAUCAGUUAGACAACUUGCUAACUUGGUUAUUAUUAUUAGUUGCUAAGUAGAUGAUGAAAAUUAUGUAAUUAUUUAAUUUGCAGCGAAAUAGUACUUAUGUCAAUUUGGCCAGAAUUAUACUCCUAAAAACAAAACGGUAAAAGAUUCAAAAAAAAAAUUUUUUUUCUCCAGUCCAGGAAUAAUCCAUUUUGGAAGAAAAUGCCACCAUUGUCUUGCUUGACUUAAAUGCAAUGCUAAAAAAAAAAAAAAACAAAAGUGACUGAUAGCUUUGGAAAGCCACAUCAUUCCAGGCAUUUCAAAUGAAACUUAAUGCCAUGCUUGUUGAAUCUUUUGUAAAUGUUUCACACUUCGAACGAUAUUCUGUAGCCCUGGCUGUCUUAUGGACGCUCUGCAGUGGCAAUAUUGUAGCUUUGACAAUCAUGUAGCUUUGUAUUAUUCAUUUUUUACAAUUCCAGUACAACAAAACUGAGCAGAUCUGGGUGUCAUUUGUAUAUUUGUUCUUGCGUAGUUUACAAUAUUCAUAUUUCUCUCAGGCAGAAGCAAUUUACAAUAACCCCCUUUAUUCACACAUACCUCGAAGGGUCAGAAGUAAAAAGCAAUUUCACACUACUCGAUGGUAACACCAAUUUCCAGGAUUUUGAGGCUAAAAAGCAUCAUUAACAUUAUAGCUGCUAUAAUGUGACAUUGUUUGUGGAAGAUCCACAACAUUAAACGUAACACACUCUUUAAUACAGUGGUUCUCAAACUUUUUGUAGCCAGAGGCCCCUUUAACUGUAAAAUCAUUUCCACUGACCCCCUCAGUAUGGAUUUAUUUCAUGAACAUUAUUGAAAUAUUUCAAGCCAUAGAGCUUUCUAUUCCUGAACUUUCCACCAAUACAACACAUUAGGUCUGAGUUGACUUUGGUGCUUGGACCCCUAAGUAUAAUAACUGGCUAUGCUUCGUGGACACCACUUUGAGAACCACUGCUUUAAUGAAUCUAAAAUUGGUAGCACUGGGAAAUUGCUGUGGUGAAAGUAAAACAAAACCCUGUAGUUGAUUAUUUUCCUAUAACUGCACACCCUGUUGUGUUUUUUUAUUCCUUACAUAUAUGAUUACUGAUAUUGGGUUCAACCUGUUUAGAACAGGCCACAAAGCCAUAGUACUGAUUUCCAGGUUUUGGCGGCUGAAACACUGUUCCAUUCACACUAUAAGCAGAUACCAGUGCGUCAUGCAAUCAAUCAAAUUUAGAUGAAAAUGAAGGAAUGAACGUAUAAGAAUGCACUUACGGAUUACACAUUGAAGGUAGUACAGUAAGUGCUGAGGAUAUAAACACACUUCACAUGCUGAAAUGUUCUACAUUCGAUAGUUGAUGUUCCCUCAGUAAUGUGCUUUGGUGGGGUUUCUGUAAGCACUCUACGUUUUUCUUAUUCAAGACAAUCACUUCUGGAUGCCAUCUGAAAGCAUCCAUCUCAGGGACUUCACCUUUUGUUAUUUUCAAUAGAGAGACUCCUAUUUUAAAAAGAAAAUGGACAUUUUCAAGAAAAAAAAAUUCUAAAAUCUUUAAUAUUUCUGAAAUACUGCCUGAAAUGAGACCUACCCAGACAAGGCUUUGGCACGUGUGUGUGUGUGUGUGUGUAUGUAUGUGUGCAUACUGCUGACAGGGUAAAUACUCAAAAUUAUUAGGCCCUACUCGUGAAAGGCCCAGAGCCCUGUAAAUACUGAUAGAAGUGAUGAUAGCACUCAAUACAGAGAAAUGAGAGGUGGAAAAAAUAGAAUACUGUAAUUAUUAUUAUUAUUAUUAUUAUUAUUAUUAUUAUUAUUAUGCUUUUCCUAUGAUCUCUAUGUAAGUUAGUUUAUUUAUAGAGUGUAUGAUUAUGCUGAAUAAGCUCCAGAUCCAUUUCAACGCUCAGUAAAUGUGGCGACGAAGGUUUUUUUUUUUUUUUUUCAUGGUUUAAACUGUGGACUCGGGUCAGGAGCAGUCACACUGUAAGCGAACAGUUUAACACUGUUUUAGGUAACUGUAGCAAUAACUGGACACUGAUUUCUGUCCCAUUUGCAUUGUAAGAUUAUUUUUUAUUUUGAUUUUGAUAUUAUAUUAAAUCCUAGCCUGUUGUUCAGUUAUCCUUGCAUGCUGUUUCAUGGCAAUGGAACAGGGGGAAAAAACUGUUGGGCUUUUGUGUUUAAUCAUGUGAUACUGUUG